ACUUUUCUCUUUUUGGGGGGUUGAGUUGGUACAUUGUUGGAUCCUAUCCUGAAGGGGAUACGUACAUACAUGGGUCCUCACAAAAGUGGUGGAAAAGUGUCCAAAGUAUAUUUAAGUACAUCCACCACCUUCCUCCCCUCCACGCAAAAAUGAGCAAACUCAUCCUCCUCCCCGCCGAGCCCUCAGACGCCGCAGAGAUGCUAGCCAUGCAAGCCGAAGCCUUUGGGGGCGCAAACCCUGAUCCCUUUUGGGAACAGCUUUUUCCGGUUAAGGAGGAGAAGGAGAGGGCUGUGAAGAGGUUUUUGGAGGGGUGGUUGGGGGAUGGGAAGGCGGAUUAUGUUAAGGUUGUGGAUGGGGAGAGUGGUAUGUUGGUUUGGUUUUGGUUUUUGUCAUUUUUGGGGGGUAGGAGAUGAAGAAUAGGGAGAUUUUGGGGAGGGGAGGGGUAUGGGGGUAUGGAGUUAAAGAGAAGAUGGGAUGAGGGAUAUAAGAGUCCUUGCUGCAGUUCUUCAUCUAGCGAUGGAGUUUCUCGGCUAUUUGAUAUUGUACGACGUAUACAACCCCCAGUUUCUAGUCAAAAGAUUUUCGACUACCACACACAACCUCCUCAUCAAUAUCCACAAACUCAUGAAGCUCUCUUCAAAGAAGCACAACUAACACCCACCCAGGAAAAAUAAUCAGCACAGCAAAAUGGACCAUCUCCCCCCACCCGCAAACCGAAUCCGAAAUGCACUCUCAAAUAACAAUAGAUUACCAUCCAGAAGCCGACACAAACGAAUGGUCCUCCCACGUCCUAACCUGGAUCCGUCAACACCGCCUAACACGAACAAAAGGUGGUCCUUGUGCCGGUACAUCCCUUCACAUCCCUUUCCCAUCCCCCUCUCCCUCCUUCAACUCCAACCCCCCCCUCACAUCCCUCUGACAAAACACACCCCCAGCCCUCGAACUAAUGGCCAGCCACCCCUUAUACCAAAAGCGCGGUGCGGGAACGAUGGCCGUCAAAUGGGGGACGGAUCGUGCGGACGCGUUGGGACUGGCGUGUGUGGUGGAGGCUACGGAUGUGGGGAGGGCGUUGUAUGAGAAGUGUGGGUUUGUGGAGAAGGCGGGGGGGAGGAUUGUGGCCCCGGUGCCGGAGAGGUGGAGGGGGAGGCCGGUGUUGAGGUUUUGGUUUUAUGAGAGGGAGGUUGGUGGGGAGAGGGAGGGGGAGAGGGAUGGGGAUGGGGGUGUAAAAGAAAGUCAAUAA
Molecule: messenger RNA, 1240 nt
Organism: Hymenoscyphus albidus
Lineage: Eukaryota; Fungi; Ascomycota; Leotiomycetes; Helotiales; Helotiaceae
Source: the annotation of a GenBank genome assembly